CGGCGCGGAGUGGGCAGCGGGCGAACGCGGGUGCUCGGCAGUUUCUGCUUCUCGGACUCCGGCUCCUCCUGCUCCUUCGGCUCCCGCUCCUUCGCUGGGAGAGCCCGCCCGCCUGCCUGUCCGCCUACCCGCGCAGUUUGUGCGCCAGCGCCUUGUCCCGCUGGGCACUCGGAGGCCAAAGUUGCCCCGCACGACUGAGCGGGAGAGCUCGGGCUGCGGCAGCCCCGCCGGCGGCGCGCACCGCAAGUUUGCAGAGGCGAGUGGCAGUCCCAGCGGCGAUGACUCCGUGGCUCGGCCUCGUGGUGCUCCUGGGCAGCUGGGGACUGGGGGACUGGGGCGCCGAGGCGUGCACUUGCUCGCCUAGCCACCCCCAGGACGCCUUCUGCAACUCCGACAUCGUGAUCCGGGCCAAGGUGGUGGGGAAGAAGCUGGUGAAGGAAGGGCCUUUUGGCACGAUGGUCUACACUGUCAAGCAGAUGAAGAUGUACCGAGGCUUCACCAAGAUGCCCCACGUGCAGUACAUCCACACGGAAGCUUCCGAGAGUCUCUGUGGCCUGAAGCUGGAGGUCAACAAGUACCAGUACCUGCUGACAGGCCGUGUCUACGAUGGCAAGGUGUACACGGGGCUGUGCAACUUCGUGGAGCGGUGGGACCAGCUCACCCUCUCCCAGCGCAAGGGGCUGAACUAUCGCUACCACCUGGGCUGUAACUGCAAGAUCAAGUCCUGCUACUACCUGCCCUGCUUCGUGACCUCCAAGAACGAGUGCCUUUGGACCGACAUGCUCUCCAACUUCGGCUACCCCGGCUACCAGUCCAAACACUACGCCUGCAUCCGGCAAAAGGGCGGCUACUGCAGCUGGUACCGGGGCUGGGGCUCCCCGGACAAGACGACCAUCAACGCCACCGACCCCUGAGCGCCAGACCCUGCUCCACCUCUCUUCCCUCCCCACCCGCUGAGCUUUCCUCGGACACUAACUCUUCCCAGAUGGUGACAAUGAAAUUAGUGCCUGUUUUCUCGCAAAUUUAGCACUUCGAACACUUAAAGAAAAAAAGAAAAUCUAUACUGUCAUGGAUUGAUUUGGAACUCGUCUCCUGGCCCCACCCCCUCCCCUUCGUUUAGGCUUUGACCUCACCCAUGUCCACCUGGGAAUUCUGGUACCAUGCCAGCAUACGCCUCUUCUUCGUGAUAAUAUAAUCUAUAUUUUUUUAGGAAAACAGAAAUCGAAAAACUAUCCCAUCCAGGCAUUGUCAUACCUGCUCCUCUCUUAUCUUCCCCAUCUCCCAACACCCCCCCCUCCGCCCCCCAGCACACAGACAUGGAAGUUUCUGGAAGGCCAACUGUUUCAGGAUCAGGUAGGGUCGAGGUGCAUGUAUGUUCCAGCCGGACUGUGUCUGACUGUGUCUGCAGGAAGAGACGGCCAGAGAGGGAGAGAGGACACAGAUGCACAGAGCUGCCCCCCACCCCACCCCCGGCCCUGCUCGGGCUGGCCAGAUGUUUCUGAGUCUGAAGCCAGCAGCCAGGCCUGCAGCACAGCACUUUGUCAGAAGACAGGAAGGGACAAAGGCUCGGGAGCCAGACAGAGAUCAAUGUCUUUGCUGUCCCUGCCUCUCGCGAGAGUUCCUCCUGGAAAUCUCUUUGGUGGACUGGGCUGGGGGCUUGCCUUCGUGUAAAUGGGACAAAUACACACCCCAGAUGCUAUCCGCAGUUAGAGCCCCGGAGGUGUGGGUUGAGAAUACUAUUUCCAAAGUAGUGCUUAGCUCACCUAGGGGAUGUGUUUGUACACGCCUUGGCAUAUACCCACAUGGGACAUAAGCUAAUUUUUUAUAGGACACAGAAUUCUGUUCAAUGCUGUUAAAUACGCCAGUAGUUUAAUCUCUCAUUGUUGCUUGUUUGAAGAAAAUCAUGACAUUCCAAGUUGACAUUUAUUAAAAAUCUGAACACCCUCUUUUCCCCAUUCUUGGGCUCCUCUGGCCUCUGUCCCUCUGCUAGGCAACCACCGUGCUGGCGUGGCCGGGGCGGAGGGUGACAUUGGGGGUUGGGGGCCUGGGCACAGGAGGGAGAGCUGCCGAGGGUCUUGCCCUGGCUAGAUGGCUGCCCACCCCAGUCCCAGCGCCCGAGGUCCUUACCUUGUGGAAUUAAAAACUGAGGGGGUUACCUGGGAAGCCUGGCUCUGUACACAGCUGGAGAGGGCUUUUGUUGUGCUCUUUGAAAUAAAACUAUAAUAUAAAUUCUCCUAUGAAAUAAGAUUAUUUUUAGUGUUGGAAGGGAGAUGCUGAGCUUAGGCGAUAACGUGUAUCUCUUACGGAGGUGGGGCUGGUGGGAAGGGGACGUUUAACGUGAUUGCUCUCUCUCUCUCUCUCACCAGAUUAUGAGUAUGUAUCCUCUAUUAGCAUUUGUAUCUUCAGUUCAUUCCACUUUAGGAAACAGCUGCCAAUUGAACAGGAGCAAAGAAAAGUAGGCAACAGGUCAUAGUGUCUUGCGCAUGCGCGCACCCACCCACCCAUACACACACACACACACACACACAGGCCCAGGCAAGGGGCUUGACAGACGCCCACGGCGGGGGAAGGCAGUGCACGUGUUGGAUUUCCUUGGGAUCGAUUUCCUCAAGCUGGGCACUUCCCCUUUUGGCCACGCCAUGUAGCAGAGGGGAGACAGGAGGCCUGGCCCUUGCCAGGGGAGAACAGUGGAGCUGAGGUCACCAGAUCGACGGGGGAGGCCCUAGGUUUGGGGUUUGGGGAUUGUCUGUGCUUCCACCUCAAAGGCUUGCAAGGCAGAGCCCCUGAGCCACCCCAUGCGAGUGCCUUCCUGCAAGUGGACGUGAGCAUCUCCUGGGUGAGGCGCCUGGCCAUGCUGGGUCCCUGCUGGACUCACCCCCUCUCUCACCGGGAGGGCCCUGGGGGUAAGGCCUGAGCAGGGGGCACAGCCCCUUCUGCUAGGCCCCAGUGGGGAGACCCUGGGCACAGGAUACUGUCAGAGGGCGGUUUUUGAGCUUUCUAUAAGCUAUAGCUUUGUUUAUUUCACCUGUUCACUUCCUGUAUAAUUUAAAGUCAUUUAUGUAGCUGAGAAGACACUUCUGUAUUUCAAUCAUAUUGUGAACGUUUUAUUUUGCUAAAUCUUGUGUCAUGUGUAGGCUGUAAUAUGUGUACAUUGUGUUUAAGAGAAAAAAAAAAUGAAACCCACAUGCCGCCACUUUCCUGAAUCAAAUUCUACAGUAGAACGGAGGGUAAGACAUCUACUGGGCAGGCAGCUAGACUGGCAGGGCAGAGGGAAGAGAAGGAAGUGGCCACCGAGACUCCUGGAGCGGCAAGGAGGAGGCCCCUCCACGUGCUUGCUCUGGGUCAACUGGCCCCGGGGAGGCUGCUUCACUCCCAGCCCCCUUACCCCACCAAGUGCAAAGCCAUGAUUUCUCCUAAAAAAACAAACAAACAAAAAAAUCUAAGGCCCACGGGAGCUACGAUUCCAAGUUUCCAUUGCCUCCUCUGUGCCUUGCAAUCAAGGCAACCCCAGGCCCGGUUCUUGCCUCUCGGGCAAGCCCUUGCAUCGGGCCAGGGAAGGUGACCCUAGGGGACUCCCUGAGCUCCAGACCUGCCGCACGGGAGCCACGCCCACCCAUGAGCACCGUUCUUCACACUACAGACCGUGGACAGAAAAGGAACUUACUGGAACUACUCUGUCCAGGAGAGUUGUUGGCCCCUAGGAGACAACGCCCUUCCCUGUCCCAUGCCUUCCUCUUCCUCUUGUGCAAGGCGAUUGGCAGUGUAGAGGACCCCAAGGUGGCACCCACGUGUUUGGCUCCUGGAUAGCUAAAUAAAAAUAUUGCCAGAGUAUUUUUUUAAUCAUAGAGAAACACGUAAAACAAAGUGGGGGAAGACAGAGGUGAUGCCUAUCACCAACGUCAAGGCUGGCUCUUUGGAGAUAAGAGGAGAACUUAGAGAAUGGUUCAUGCUUUGGGGGUGGGGCUUUAGAUUGUCCUGACUCCUCCUACCCCCAGCCCCUUGCCAACCUUUCUCCUUAGCCAGUCUGCUGCCCUGCAACCCAGAAGUGAUGGAGAGAAACCAACCAGAGAAAGCCCUGUCUGGAAGGAAUGUAUUUGUUGCUAAAUUUUGUAGCACUGUUUACAGUUUUCCUCCAUGUUAUUUAUGAAUUUUAUAUUCCGUGAAUGUAUAUUGUCUUAUAAUGUUGCAUAAUGUUCACUUUUUAUAGUGUGUCCUUUAUUCUAAACAGUAAAUUGGUUUUAUUUCUAUCACA
Molecule: messenger RNA, 4252 nt
Organism: Lepus europaeus (European hare)
Lineage: Eukaryota; Metazoa; Chordata; Mammalia; Lagomorpha; Leporidae
Gene: TIMP3
Product: TIMP metallopeptidase inhibitor 3
Exons: 5
Coding region: 279-914 (211 amino acids)
Biological process (GO): negative regulation of membrane protein ectodomain proteolysis; negative regulation of endopeptidase activity
Cellular component (GO): extracellular matrix
Molecular function (GO): protease binding; metalloendopeptidase inhibitor activity
Source: RefSeq, a predicted model, not a curated record